Molecule: messenger RNA, 2035 nt
Organism: Ochotona princeps (American pika)
Lineage: Eukaryota; Metazoa; Chordata; Mammalia; Lagomorpha; Ochotonidae
Gene: GSDMA
Product: gasdermin A
Exons: 12
Coding region: 106-1617 (503 amino acids)
Biological process (GO): pyroptotic inflammatory response; defense response to bacterium
Molecular function (GO): phosphatidylserine binding; phosphatidylinositol-4-phosphate binding; phosphatidylinositol-4,5-bisphosphate binding
Source: RefSeq, a predicted model, not a curated record
CACCUGCCUGGCAGCUCUCCACCCACCCCCUCAGCCCUCAGGAGGCCAGUGCCCAGGGCCUGGGGCAGGGCACACGUGGAACAGGUUGAUGCUGUUCUCCCGGAAAUGAAGCAGGAGGAGGGAAUUGGGUCCCUAAAAGCCUCCAUCCCUGCCUCCAGAGGCAUAAAACAGCCUGUUCUGGCAAGGGACAGUCAUUCACUCAACCUAGAGACCGAGGGAACCUCGCACCAUCCCCGUACACCCAGCUGUGGACAGGACCCAGCACCACUCCCUGAGACAAUGACUAUGUUUGAAAAUGUCACCCGGGCCCUGGCCAGACAGCUCAACCCUCGGGGGGACCUGACACCCCUUGACAGCCUCAUCGACUUCAAACGCUUCCACCCCUUCUGCCUGGUGCUGAGGAAGAGGAAGAGCACGCUGUUCUGGGGGGCCCGAUACGUCCGCACUGACUAUACCCUCCUGGAUGUGCUGCAGCCUGGCAGCGCCCCUUCAGAUCCAACAGACUCCGGAAACUUUGGCUUUAAGAACAUGCUAGACGCCCGAGUGGAGGGAGAGGUGGAUGUGCCAAAGACGGUGAAGGUGACAGGGACGGCGGGGCUGUCACGGAACAGCACCUUGGAGGUGCAAACGCUCAGUGUGGCACCCAAGGCCCUGGAGGCCUUACAUGAGGAGAGGAAGCUGGCAGCAGACCACCCAUUCCUGAAGGAGAUGCGAGACCGGGGAGAGAACCUGUACGUGGUGAUGGAGGUGGUGGAGACGGUGCAGGAGGUCACGCUGGAGAGAGCCGGCAAGGCAGAGGGCUGCUUCUCCCUCCCCUUCUUCGCCCCACUGGGGCUCCAGGGAUCUGUGAACCACAAGGAGGCUGUCACCAUACCCAAGGGCUGUGUCCUGGCCUUCCGAGUACGACAGCUGAUGGUCAACGGCAGAGAUGAGUGGGACAUUCCACACAUCUGCAAUGACAGCAUGCAGACCUUCCCUCCCGGGGAAAUGCCAGAAGAGAAGUUCACACUUAUCCAGGCAUCUGAUGUCGGAGAGGCACACGAGGACUUCAAGACCCUCAAAGAAGAGGUUCAAAGAGAGACCCAUGAAGUGGAGAAGCUGAGCCGAGAAGGACAAAGCUCCCUGCUCAGCUCCCUCAGCAAACUUCUAGGGAAGAAAAAGGAGUUGCAAGACCUGGAGCUCAUGCUUGAAGGGGCUCUAGACAAAGGACACGAAGUGACACUAGAGGCACUCCCAAAAGAUGUCUUACUGUCCAAGGAGGCUAUGGGUGCCGUCCUCUAUUUCCUUGGGGCCCUCACAGUGCUAAGUGAAGCCCAACAGAAACUACUGGUAAAAUCCAUGGAGAAAAAGAUCCUACCGGUGCAGCUGAAGCUGGUGGAGAGUGCAAUGGAGCAAAACUUCCUGCAGGAUAAAGAGGGUGUCUUCCCCUUGCGGCCUGAAUUGCUGUCCUCCCUUGGGGAAGAGGAUCUGACCCUCACCGAGGCCCUGGUGGGGCUGAGUGGCCUGGAAGUGCAGAGGUCGGGCCCCCAGUACAUGUGGGAUCCGGACACCCUCCCCCACCUCUGUGCCCUGUAUGCUGGCCUCUCCCUUCUGCAGCUGCUGACCAAGGCCUCCUAAGUGCCACUCCUUCCCUAACGCCUUCCCAACCUCAGCAUGCUGUGUCCUGACACCCAAGAGCAUCUCAGAGCCACCAGACUGAGGAAGACUAAACUUGUUGCUCACCCGCAAUAGGCAGUUUCCACCUGCUCUCCAGCACCACCACCUACCAAGCCCAUGUUUGGAUGCUGAAAUCCUAUAGAAGUAGAAGCACUUAGACUUCGUCAACUCCGAGCAGUUUCAACCAGAGCAUCCCAUAUCAGAGUGCCAAUUCGAGCAGCUCCCUGCUUCCAAUCCAGCUCCCUGCUAAUAUGUCCAGGAAGACAACAGAAGAUGACUCAAAUACUUGGGUCCUUACCAACCAGUUGGGAAACCAGGAUGGAGUUCUUGGCCCAACCCAGGCUGCUGUGGCUACUGAAGGAGUGAACUGAUGGAAGAU